GAAGAAGCGUCAACCGGCCGCGCCGGUUGCAAGAACAAAGAAUGCAAAGACCAAGGCAUUAAGAUCGCCAAGGGCGAGCUCCGUCACGGCUCCUGGGUGGAUACCGAGCGAUUCCAGAGCUAUGCCUGGCGUCACUGGGGCUGUGUCACCCCCAAGAUCAUCGCCAACAUGAUUGAAACGGUCGGUGAUGCGAAUGAAUCCGGCGAGAGAGAUUACACGGCCUUGGAUGGCUACGAGGAACUCCCUCAGGACGCGCAGGCCAAGGUUCGCAAGGCCCUCGAGCAGGGUCAUGUUGAUGAUGAGGAUUGGAAGGGUGACGUCGAAUUGAACCGCCCUGGAAAGUCGGGAUUCCGGAAGCGUGCGCCCAAGAAGGCGACGGUAUCCGACAGGGCUGAGACGAAGCAAACGCCCAAGCCCAAGAAGUCGGCCUCGGAGAAGCCCACCCCGCAAAGCAGGAAGCGUGCUCGCGCGGAGUCCAAGGAAGGCGCUGAGCCUGAAGCCGACGGGGAUGAGGCCAAGGAGACUCCCAAGCCGAAGAAGCCCAGAAAGAGCAGCACUCCCAAGCCAACACCUGCUGAGAAAGCCGAGGUGAAAGAGGACGAGGGCAAGAGUGAGAGCAAGGCCGAGCCCGAGGCCGAUGGAUCUGAUACUCCUCUCGUCAAGACAACCAAGAAGGGCACCGCUACCAAGAGCAAGCGUGCCAAAGCCGCCGCCGCCUCGCCGCCAGCAGAACCCACCCGGGCUCGUUCCACUCGGGUCAGAGACGCUGCAAAGAAGAAGGAAGAUGCCGCCGCCGCCUCCGCCGCCGCUGAUGGAGAAGCCGAACCCGCCGAGAAGCCCAAGCGGACGUACAAGAAGAAGAAAACUACCUGA
Molecule: messenger RNA, 873 nt
Organism: Aspergillus ibericus CBS 121593
Lineage: Eukaryota; Fungi; Ascomycota; Eurotiomycetes; Eurotiales; Aspergillaceae
Exons: 4
Molecular function (GO): DNA binding; zinc ion binding
Source: RefSeq, a predicted model, not a curated record